Molecule: messenger RNA, 327 nt
Organism: Fusarium sp. VM40
Lineage: Eukaryota; Fungi; Ascomycota; Sordariomycetes; Hypocreales; Nectriaceae
Source: the annotation of a GenBank genome assembly
AUGGGCAAGCUUGAUAACGAUAACUGGCUCUAUCCUGGAGACAGUCUCACAAGUGAAAACGGCAACAAUGAGUUUAAGAUGCAAGAUGACGGCAAGAUCUGUAUCUACUGGGAAGGGGAUUGCGUCUGGCAGAACACAGAGGAUCAACGCGAUGAUAUCAAGGGUGUUCACUUUACCCAUGACGACGAAGCUGUCUGGGCUUCCGACACUAGUGACCAUGGAGAUGAAGUUUAUCUUGCUAUCCAGGAUGAUGGCAAUGUGGUUUUGUACAAGGGCGAAGAUGACGAUGCUGAAGCUGUGUGGGCUAGCAACACCUGCCAAGAGUAG